GAAACCUGCAGCGAGCAAGAUUGCAACGAGUAGGAAAACUUAGGCCUGGGCAUAAAAACCGGACCCGAAAAACUUAGGCCUGGGCUUUCUGUUCUGUUCUUCUCCCUAAAGUCUCCAACUUUGAAAAGGCAUUUGGUGAAUCUUUACUUUAACAAGAGUUUUGUUUCCAUCCAUCAUCAUUUUGGAACUAAUACAAAAUUCUGUGGGUUAUCUUCACUUUUCAGGAUUCUUGCUGCUGGUGAGCAUUAAUGAGGGGACAUGGAAGUUGCUAUUGCCAAUGGUGAAGAUAAGAUAAUGACCUCAACUUCUUCGAAUCAAGACACGCAAGUCUCUGUUUCGUUUGGUAAGUUCGAGAAUGAUUUACUCUCAUGGGAGAAGUUCUCGUCUUUCUCUCCCAACAAGUACUUGGAAGAAGUUGAGAAGUGUGCAACUCCAGGAUCAGUGUCUCAGAAGAAGGCUUACUUCGAAUCACAUUACAAGAAGAUCACCGAGAGAAAAGCCGAGAUCAUCUUGGAGCAGGAGAAACAAUCAGAGACGAUUGCAUCUUUCAGGGCAAGUCUUGAGAACCGUGGAAAUACAGACAGUGAAAGUGCUUGUUAUGUAUCUAAUGGCGAAAGUACUUCGGGAGAAGAUAAGCUUGUGACCAGCAUUGCUACUGAAGUGAAUGAGACAUGUAACUAUGAGCCUCUUGAAGAAACUGUGAAUCUUGGGGAAUGUCAAAGCUCGGUUGAUGCAGGGGAGGAUGAAUACGGUGAACCUAAUCAGGUGAACAAGAAAGCUGCAGCGACCAAGAUUGUAACGAGUAGGAGAACUCAACCAAGCAAGGAGAAAAGCAUGAUCAAGGCAACAAAUAAAGCAGAAUCACCUGUCUCUAAAGCUUCGACUCCAAGAGUGUCCAAGCCAGCUUCAGCAAUCAAUUCGAUGUCUACUUCUCGAUCUUCAGUAAAGAAGGAGAAUGUCUCGACCUUACCGAGAAAGAAACAAACCGCUCAAAAGAUAUUAGACACUUCUCUCAGUCUGGAUCAACCGGGCUCUGAAGUUACUGCUCUUGCUACCACCAGAAGAUCCUUGUUCACGGAACAAAUGGGAGAUAAAGACAUCGUUAGACGUGCUUUCAAGACUUUCCAGAAGAGUUUCGACCAAAUGAAACCUUCUCUUGAUGUGCAAGAUCCAGCUCCAAAGCAGGUUCCUGGAAAGGCAACUAGUGUUUCCAAGUUAGCUACUACUGGUGAGAGACAAAACGGCAGGCUUGCGAGAUCAGAUGUUACGGAGAAAAAAGGCUCUAACUCUCACGGUUCUUCAUCUUUUGAACCAAAAAUCAAGGGGACAACAGAGAAACAUGAGCAAAAUCCAUGCAAAGACCUCUCCCAAAAGGCUAUUCAGACAAAUGACGAUGAGAUGUGGCAGUCCUCUAUUCAAGAACCUUGUUCUGUAACAGAUGAGUACUGUUUUCUAUGAUCUCCAGGAGGGUUCCACGGUAGGUACGUGACUAAAGCACAAGGCAAAGAUCUACUUCACUAACGCUCAUCAAAAUAUAAGGAUCAUAUGACUCCGAGCUUUCAGGCAACUCUCAAGAGGUAAAAGUCAAUGAUGUUUGUUAUAUACAGAAGUCACCAAGUUAAAAAAAAAGAUUAAAUGUCUUCUGUGAAUGCAUGUGUAUAGACUAAAAGUAAGAAUGAUGUGAUUUUCUUAAUAAGGACAACAUACAGUAAUUGAAAACCAAUCAUACUAUAUCCACUGGAAAUUGUUGUAUCACCAGGAUUAUAACCUUCUUGCACGCUUCAAAAUUAUUACAAAAGACAUUCGUUUUCAAUAGAAAUCAAGAACCUAAUUAAAACUCAUAAACAGUUGUAACACAUUAUACACAAUGUUAGAGUAGAACAGAACACAAGAAUUGUUAUUAACUUAACAUAAAACAACUUGAAAAGUGUUUAUGAAAAAACAAAACGGUUUGAUUCCUCGACGGCGAAAGAGGCCAUAACACCAUGUCUUUUAUAGUUCUUGAGAUCUUUCCCAACAUAGUGGACAGUAACAUUCUUGUCUGCAUCCUCGAUAAGCUGUAUCACAGGACACCUUUUUGGUCGAGUGUAGGGCAUCAUAUGAACCGGAUAAUAUGGUAUCCACUCGUUGGGAUUGAUUUUCUUCUCAGAGACAAUUCUUUUUGCGUGAGAUUUCUUUUGUGCCCAUCUCUGCCUAAUCCGAAGCUUUCUGACCUUGAACCCAGUCUUACUGUAACAUAUCAUCACCACACACAACAUUAGGUAAAAACAAAAUAACUUCUCUCGAUAAAACCAAAGUAGAAACCAUUCCAACAAAAAAAAAAAAAUCACAAUCGAUUAAAUGCCUUGUAAUUCACUGGAAUAACAAGGAAAUCAAACCGAUAAAACGCUAAAAGAACAAACAGAGACGGCAGGAGAAGAAGGAUCAGAGAGAGGAGAGAAACGUACCCCAUGUUUUUGUUAAUUUAGGAAAAGAUUACACCCUAAACCUAUUUAUACUUAAUGCCUCGAAGCCCAUCAGGCCUUCACAUCUUGGGCUUCUAAAAUAG
Thlaspi arvense is the source of this 2548-nucleotide messenger RNA. NCBI's taxonomy places the organism in Eukaryota, Viridiplantae, Streptophyta, Magnoliopsida, Brassicales, Brassicaceae. The record is from the annotation of a GenBank genome assembly.